CACGAGGUGAAGCGUGCGGUACCGUCUGGGCUGAGGUCAGAGACAGCGCCUGAUUUCUAUCCGAGAGGACGCGCGGCUUGCAGCCUCGCUGAACGGGACACUGUAGGAUGAAACAGAACAGAGAUAAAAAGGGUCCUAUUUCCCAGAGGAACAGCUCAUCUCGGCAGCCAGGGAGAGAGCCUGGAUGCUCAAGUUGGGGGAUGGCAGUCAACGUGUAUUCUACCUCGAUAACCCAAGAGACUAUGAGCAGACAUGACAUCAUUGCAUGGGUUAAUGACAUAGUAUCGUUAAACUACACAAAAGUGGAACAGCUGUGUUCAGGAGCCGCCUAUUGCCAGUUCAUGGACAUGCUCUUUCCAGGCUGCAUUAGUUUGAAGAAAGUAAAGUUUCAAGCAAAGUUGGAGCAUGAAUAUAUUCACAACUUUAAGCUUCUGCAGGCAUCAUUUAAGCGGAUGAAUGUUGAUAAGGUAAUUCCAGUGGAGAAGCUAGUGAAAGGACGUUUCCAAGACAACCUGGAUUUUAUUCAGUGGUUUAAGAAAUUCUAUGAUGCCAACUACGAUGGCAAGGAGUAUGAUCCCGUGGAGGCUCGACAAGGGCAAGAUGCAAUUCCUCCCCCUGACCCUGGCGAACAGAUCUUCAACCUGCCAAAAAAGUCUCAUCACGCUAACUCGCCCACAGCAGGGGCGGCUAAAUCAAGUCCAGCAUCUAAACCAGGAUCCACACCUUCUCGUCCCUCUUCUGCCAAAAGGGCUUCAUCCAGCGGCUCAGCAUCCAAAUCCGAUAAAGACUUAGAAACCCAGGUCAUACAGCUUAAUGAACAGGUACAUUCAUUAAAGCUUGCUCUUGAAGGCGUGGAAAAGGAACGGGAUUUCUACUUUGGAAAGUUGAGAGAGAUUGAGCUUCUCUGCCAGGAGCAUGGGCAAGAAAAUGAUGACCUCGUGCAGCGACUAAUGGACGUGCUGUAUGCGUCAGAAGAACACGAGGGCCACACAGAAGAGCCAGAAGCUGAAGAGCAAGUCCAUGAACAGCAGCCCCAGCAGCAGGAGGAGUACUGACCUCCUUGGCAGCUCUUACACCUCCAUUGUGCAUGGGAACUUUUCCUCUGGAGAAUUGGAACAUGUGUGGCCUCAAGCUGAGCAGAAACCUGUCAUCCUAAUCUGCUGUUACAUCACUGCACUGUCGCCCAUGCCAGCCACCGCACAGUUCCCAUUUUCUUUGCCAAGAUGCAUUAGCAGGCGCUGGUCUGGCCACCUGCCUGACAGAUCAUAGGGUCACAUACCUUCAACUUUGCCACUUGGCUGCUUGAGAUUGGUUCUGCUCUUUUCUUCAUUUCUUUCCAGAACAACUCUUUCCCACCCCAUCACCACCACAACCACCGCCCCUUUUUAUCCUGGUGUGAAACAAUGGUAAUUUGAUAUAUGGUAUUUAUAUUGGCAUUUCUCAACCCAGUGUCACUAGAUGUCACAUGCAUUUGUGGUGCUUUUGAUGUUUGCGAGUCUAACCUCGAAACAUAAAUUUGGUGUAACAAUUGAAACAAAGGGAAACAGAUCCUUGAUAUGAAAGCCAUAAUGACAGUGACUUGUAUCAUGGGGGAAGAAUAUAGGGUUAGUUUCUCCCCUUACUGACAACAUGACAGGGGAAAAAGAUUCAGAACUAGGAUUCAGGCCCCAGCAGUGCUCAUACAGCAGCUUGUUAGAUGGCAUCCAGUCUGUGGGCAGUUUUGAAUGACAUCAACCCAAGGAAAACAUUUCUCAGCUUUGCCCCUCUCACCAUGUCCCUCCCCGUACCGCUCCCACUUCCCAGGUUCUCAUGAUGUUUCCUUUCUCAGGGUCCUCUUUGGGGGAGGGGCAGCUACUCACCCCAAGAUGUUGUCAUCAGUUACCAGCCCUCAGAGGGGUCUGGAGGGUUCCAGGUCUUCUGGCCUCAUUCUUCUUCCUGCCAUACAAACGCUACCUUGCACACUUGGAGAGUCCCAGUGAAGGCAAUGUCCAUGGGUGUGCAGUCCCGAGCUCCUAGGCUCUGCAGCAUGCUGGCUGGAGAACCUUAUGUACAGCAGAAAUUCCCAGGAAGAACCAUGCUUCUGCAGGCUGAUGUUGACACUGGAAUAACACAACAGAAAUCUAUGACCCAAAUAUCCUCUGGGGUGAGGAAUCCCCCCUCUUUAACAAGGGCCCUCUUUGUCAUUGACCUUUGUGAAAGCAUGCCAACUUGGAAAGGCAACAUUAUUGAAUUAAUCCACAUUCCUUAUUUUUAAACUAAUAUUUGCACAUUUUGUAAGUCUCUUUUAAAGUCUCUGCCCCACUCCCCACCGCCUUUGAUAAAUGGAAUCCCUUCCUGGAUCAUUCAUUUCACUUGGUUCUAACUUCGGAUUCCCACUCACUUGUUACUUAGCAGGUACAACAAAAAUAAGCAACCAACCUGCCCACCCACUUUCUGCUUAGCUGAAAAGCUCAAAAUGCAAUUUCCAAAUUAUGUCUCCUCAAGCUUUGAAAUUUCUUUGCUAAUGGAUGAAAUUCUAACUUCCAAAUUCUAGC
Molecule: messenger RNA, 2534 nt
Organism: Ochotona princeps (American pika)
Lineage: Eukaryota; Metazoa; Chordata; Mammalia; Lagomorpha; Ochotonidae
Gene: MAPRE2
Product: microtubule associated protein RP/EB family member 2
Exons: 8
Coding region: 108-1055 (315 amino acids)
Biological process (GO): spindle assembly; regulation of microtubule polymerization or depolymerization; protein localization to microtubule plus-end
Cellular component (GO): spindle midzone; microtubule organizing center; cytoplasmic microtubule
Molecular function (GO): microtubule plus-end binding
Source: RefSeq, a predicted model, not a curated record